This is a messenger RNA of Yamadazyma tenuis ATCC 10573, 1373 nucleotides long. RefSeq names its product NAD(P)/FAD-dependent oxidoreductase. NCBI's taxonomy places the organism in Eukaryota, Fungi, Ascomycota, Pichiomycetes, Serinales, Debaryomycetaceae. The record is from RefSeq and is a predicted model, not a curated record. Gene Ontology annotation, molecular function: flavin adenine dinucleotide binding; sarcosine oxidase activity; saccharopine oxidase activity.
UAACCAAAUGCCGGCAACACUUUUCCCACUUUCCACACACACAUGAGUUCUCCCAAAGAUAAGGACGUAUUGAUCAUCGGAGCCGGAACGUUUGGGCUCUCCAGCGGGUUGUGGCUUCUCAGAAACGGCUUCAAGUCUGUUACCAUCAUCGACCCAAAACCGCUACCAUCAACCCUCAGUGCUGGAUACGACAUCAACAAGAUUAUUCAGCUGGCAUACCCCGAGGAUGCGGCCUUCACCGCCUCCUUAGCAGUCGAGGCAUUGGAAGGGUGGCAGAACGACCCGGUUUUCUACCCCCAUUUCUACGAAACAGGUAUAGUUUAUGCCACCAGUCAGGGCGAACCCAGUGCCGAGUAUGAGGAACUCGAAAGUGUUAGAAACUUCACCAAAUCGCAGAACCGAAAACACGAGACAGUGUUGUUGAACUCUCCCAACGAGUUUCGUGCGGUAGUCCCGCAAUUGACGGGACUGUUGGCCAACUGGAAGGGACAUUACCAGAAAACAGAGUGUGGGUGGGCAGACGCCAAAAGUGCCUUGGUGUCCGCCGGCAAGGAGUUUGCCCGGCUUGGUGGCCAGUACGUAGAGAGUGAAGUCGCUCGCUUACUCUACAAUGCCGAUAACACCGCCGUGUUGGGAUGUGUCACCAGUGAUGGUAGAAAGGUUUUUGCAGCCACCACCAUUGUGGCCGCCGGUGCGUCGUCUGUGAAAAUCAUGGACUUUGAAGACCAACUUUUGGCCAAGUGUUGGACGGUCGGCCAUAUCCGCUUGACACCCGACGAGGCAGCAUCCUUCAAGGGCAUGCCCGUGGUGUGUAACUUGGAAAAAGGGUUUUUCUUUGAGCCUGAUUACACCAAAAAUGAGUUGAAAAUCUGCAACGAAUUCCCAGGCUACACGCACUAUGUGGGCGACUCCACUGCGGCUGAUUCGUCGGUGCCCGUGUACAAGAACCAGAUCCCCCAUGUUGCCGAGCGGGACAUCCGUCUCCUUUUACAGGAGACAUUACCACAGUUGGCUGAUCGUCCGCUCGUGCAAGCCAAAAUCUGCUGGUGUACAGACACCCCCGACCGCAACUUCUUGGUGUGUGAACAUCCGCAAUACGGCGAGACGCUCGUGUUGGCUACCGGGGACUCGGGCCAUGGCUUCAAGCAUAUGCCCAGUAUUGGUAAGUAUGUUGCGAGACUUGUGAUGUACGGACCGGGUGGACUCGACUGCGAAAAACGCACCAAAUGGAGGUGGAGACCAGAGACAGCUAAGGACCGGAUCCAGGACCGGUUUGGGGGAGACGGCCAUGUAAAUGAUCUCAAAGACAUUACUGACUGGGUGUCUGCCAUAUCUAUAGCGCUAUAGGCUUCCAAUAAUAAAUAUCUAUCCAU